GGCAGCAUCAACUCUCCCUCCACCUCUUUAGCUCAUCUGAUUACGAACCAACCAAAUUUCAUCUUACCUUAUCCAAAUCCACCUACACCACACUUCACUACUUAGACCAUUUCUUCAUUCCUUUUCCUUUGCAUCAUCUCCUAAUCUGAAAACCAGAAAGCUUAAGGGGCUAGUUGAAAAUGGCAACAGCAGCAGCAUCAACAACCUUGUCCUCAGCAGCUGUUCCUGCUGCUGUUACAAUCUCAGGGAGCAAGGCACAGAGAAAGAUGAACAAGGUUGUGUACAUGAGUGGCCUUAACUCCUAUGGAGGUCUGAAGGCUAACAACACCGUGGUCGGCCUUGGUAAUCCAGUGUGCACCGAGCAGUGUUUCGCCAACGUCGUGAGCUCAUUGAGGAGUACUUCUAGCAAGAAAGGAAGAUUAGGUGGUGGAGGUGCUUUGUCUUCUACUUGCAAUGCUGCUGCUGAGAUAUUCAGGAUUGCUGCUGUUAUGAAUGGACUUGUGCUCGUUGGUGUUGCUGUUGGAUUUGUGCUUCUAAGGAUUGAGGCAGCUGUAGAGGAAGCGGAGUAACUUCUAUGCAAAUUUGAACUUCGAAUGUAACUAUAUAAGUUUCUUUUUGUCUCCUUAUUUCAUGAAUUGGAUAUUGGCGUUCAAUUUGUAGGUUCAAUGAUAAACCUCAACUCCCACAUUAA
Molecule: messenger RNA, 691 nt
Organism: Beta vulgaris subsp. vulgaris (sugar beet)
Lineage: Eukaryota; Viridiplantae; Streptophyta; Magnoliopsida; Caryophyllales; Amaranthaceae
Exons: 2
Coding region: 180-569 (129 amino acids)
Cellular component (GO): cytochrome b6f complex
Source: RefSeq, a predicted model, not a curated record